Molecule: messenger RNA, 923 nt
Organism: Cataglyphis hispanica
Lineage: Eukaryota; Metazoa; Arthropoda; Insecta; Hymenoptera; Formicidae
Product: GILT-like protein 2
Exons: 4
Coding region: 82-804 (240 amino acids)
Molecular function (GO): oxidoreductase activity, acting on a sulfur group of donors, disulfide as acceptor
Source: RefSeq, a predicted model, not a curated record
AGGUUGCGUCAGCUGUAACGAGCGAGGCCGCCGCGCGAGCGAUAGUCGCGCGCGCUUCUUGCCGCGACAACUAUCGAGACGAUGGGGUUAGGCAGUUUCCGAUGGCGACUUGUCAUUGUUCUCGUCAUCGGUCUAUUACUUUGGCAGACCUCAAAGAUUUGGUUGACGUUCCUGCAAGGCGAUGCUGCCGAGCAAGAACUUCAAAUGGAUCAAGCGGUUGAGACACCGUUGAGCCAAAAAGAUGAUCUGACUCGACAAAGAGUACACGUGGCCGUGUAUUACGAAGCAUUAUGCCCGGAUUCACGUAGUUUUAUUUUGAAACAAUUAGGACCAACGUAUCGGAGACUUUCGGCGAAUAUUGAAGUCGAAUUGGUACCGUACGGAAAGGCUACGACGAUGAAGACAAAUGAUGGAUAUCAAUUCUCGUGCCAACACGGACCUAUCGAGUGUCAAGCGAACAUCGUACACGCAUGUUCCAUCGACAUUAUCAAAGAUCCAUCGAUACGAUUGCAAUUUGUCACUUGCAUGAUUGAAAAUAAUAUAGACCCGAUAGGAAUAAUGAAUAAAUGCGCCGAACGUAUAUCCGUGAACUUGGAGUCCCUAAAAGAGUGUUCAAAGAAUGAAAGGGGGAAGGAACUUUUGGCAAACUACGGGAAGAUGACGAACUCGCUUAUACCACGAGUAUCUUUUAUACCGACGAUUACCCUCGAUAAGAGCUCCGAGCAUCAAGUGAGGAUAUUGAAAAACCUGUUGAAGGAGGUGUGCCUGCAUUUUAAAAUUAUACCAAAAGAGUGCUUAUCGUGAAAGAAUACGAAUAGAUGUGACGAUACUAGCGAAACAUAUCCGCAUCAUCAUCGAAUUUUGUUAUCGUGUUGUAUAAAAAAUUUUAAAGUAAAUGAAAAAUAUAAUAUUUUUGAAAGAAA